Messenger RNA from Kwoniella botswanensis, 2259 nucleotides. RefSeq lists its product as uncharacterized. Bases 1 to 2259 code for a protein of 752 amino acids. Gene Ontology annotation, cellular component: nucleus. NCBI's taxonomy places the organism in Eukaryota, Fungi, Basidiomycota, Tremellomycetes, Tremellales, Cryptococcaceae. Gene Ontology annotation, biological process: DNA-templated transcription; regulation of DNA-templated transcription. The transcript is spliced from 13 exons. The record is from RefSeq and is a predicted model, not a curated record. Gene Ontology annotation, molecular function: zinc ion binding; DNA binding; DNA-binding transcription factor activity, RNA polymerase II-specific.
AUGCCAUCAGUUCGCUCAUCUGCGCCAUCGAAGCUAGAUAAAGACAAUUCUCGUGGCAGCACGAGGAGGACCUACCAAGCGUGCGCCCCGUGUCGUGCUGCCAAGUUACGAUGUGAUCUGGGCAACCCCGAUGCUCCCGACAGUCCACCUUGUCGAAGAUGCCUACGAACUCAUCGGCAAUGCGUGUUCAACGCCAUCUAUGGAAGGGACGAGCUUGACACGUCAAGUGGACAAGGUUACCGUACAUCCGGAACUUUUCAGACUGGGUUAAGCAGCGGACAAAAAAGAUACGGUGCGAGUUGUGGUAAUUCGCACUCGGAACCUCGAGCAGGGCCAUCGAGGAUCCACACUAGCACGCGAUCGUACUCCCCCAGUGAUACCAAUACUUCUCCCUUGAACACCAUAUCAGCUGGUCACCAGUCGAGCGAUACCUUCAAUGAAAAUACGUCCGAAGCAUUCAGAUUCGCCCGAGGAGAAGCUCUUGAGAAUCCUGCCGAUGCCCUUCGGAUAUUGAGAGCGGCUGCAGAUGAUGAAGAUGGUCCGCUAGGAACCAACCACGUUAUAAGCGAAAACGAUUUACAGAUCGAUACCGACAAUGCAAGGUGGGACCUUUGGCCGCCUAUUUCGAUGGGCAUACUCUCAGCAAUUGAGGCUCGCCUGCUUCUUUCAUUCUAUCAAGAUAGAUUGAACCCCUGUCAUCCGUUGGUGUCCCCCGAGCUAUUUAAACCAGACAACCUCGGAAUACUACUAGGGGAACCCCUCUUACUGGCCGUAAUGAUAGCCACAGCGGCCCGAUAUUUUACUUCUGAAGAUACACAUACUUGUAAUACGCCACAGAAUUAUCGACUGAAAGAUCUGCGAUCGCGUUUGAUGAAUUGGAUAUUACAUCGUAUGAUCUUUAUCGCCAUGGGACAAAACGCAUCCAUCGGAAUCGUAGAAGCACUCUUGAUCAUGAGCGAAUGGCCGCCUGAACCUUCCGCUUUGAUCGAUACGGGUCUUUUGGAGGCUUUGCAAGGACCGAACGAUUGGUCAAGUCCUUGCAAGCUGUAUGAUGAUGUGUCUUGGGCAUUGACAGGGAUGGCUGUUCGUGUAGCCCAAAAGUUGGAUUUACAGGAUGAGAGGACGUAUCUGGACAAGUCACAGCCUGAUUGGAUGGUGACUCGACGUUACAGAACAUGGACCAAUUGCCUUUCGGCUGAUCGACACGCUUCUGUCCGUCUGAGCCGUGCAUCCCUUAUGCAAGAAAUGUCCACGACUUGGUACAGAACGAUAUCAGGAAUUGGGUAUCUGACCGGUGACACGACCUUUCCUCUCCCUCGCGUGCAUCUCCACCACCGCGAGAUUCUAAGUGUGGUUGAGUUGACUCAUAUAAUCGGAUUGCUGCAAGAACUGCUCUACAUAUCACCCGAAGUCACUCAGGAAUUGAUCAAGACAGCUCGGUUCGAAAGCACACUGCACCGUCUGAAGCCAGAGCUCGACUCACUUUGGCAAAGACAAGUUGCAGAUUUACCCUCCUACCCGAUCCUUGAUCAAGAUGAUGAACCUUUCACCGCCGAUGAGCUGCGUCAAGUACGAUGGAGGAUGGACCAUGACUAUGUCAAACUAUAUGCCAACUCAAUCGCCAUGAGGGCUUCGCAAAACAGGUUAUUGCAGCGGCACAAGCACAAAAACAGGGGAGAUCGCGUUUUCCAGGCGAACGUUAUGCAGUCUUCCGAAGGAUCCUUUAUAAUUGAAGCUGUAGAUGCGGCUAUCUCUUUGGUCAAAUGUGGAGUAGCUAUGGAACGGAAAGGGGUGCUAAAGUACUGUCCUAAUCGUAUCUUUUUGAGACUGGUGUUUGCAAGCGUUUUCUUGAUGAAAGCAAUGUCCUUCGGAGCUGUAGCUCCCCCAGAGCAAGACAUCGUCGACCUGCAAUAUGACUUGAUCAAGUCUCUUAAAGCGGCGGCUGUGGUGUACCAAAAUCACGUUGCGUCAUAUCUAUCAACCUUGUUGGAACGAGUCUUUCCUUCGAUACCCACAGAGCCAUCGAGGCCGUCCUCGGACCAUUUGGUAGAAGGACCUGCGCUAACCGAUCAAUCUACUCUGGCGUUGUUUGGAUUCGAUACUAAUUUGGCAGCAGAUUAUCUACCUCAAGACCAAUGGACGGAUAUGACUGGUUUCGGGUAUGACCCCAGCUCCAUCAUUUCCGAUAUUGAAGAGAUGCUAGCAGCAUCGACCUACCCCAUGCCGUCUUCUGCAAUGGACAUGAACGGAACAUCGUGA